AUGUCUAUAUCAAUUAACAGUUUGAAAUAUUAAGAUAAAGGUGUGUUAGUUGAUCUGCCAACAAUAACAGAAAGUUAUAAAUUUAAAGAUUAUAUAAAUUUAUAUAAAUCAAAUCAUAUCAGCUAAAUGAUUUGAGUUGGAAAGACUACCAAUACAAGAUAAUGUGGAGAUAAAGUAGUUUGUGAUAGAGGAUUAACACCACAUACUUUUGAUAUUAGAAAGAAUUUUCAUCGUAAAAAAUCUUAAAUAGAUUAUGGAGAAAUUCAAAAAAAAGAGAGGAGAAAGAUUACAUUCUAUUCAAUCAGAGUUCAUGAAAUAAGCAGAAGAAGAAGAAGAAAAAGGAUUAGAUGA
Molecule: messenger RNA, 351 nt
Organism: Paramecium primaurelia
Lineage: Eukaryota; Ciliophora; Oligohymenophorea; Peniculida; Parameciidae
Source: the annotation of a GenBank genome assembly